Monopterus albus (swamp eel) is the source of this 1432-nucleotide messenger RNA. RefSeq names its product CD226 antigen-like. Gene Ontology annotation, cellular component: external side of plasma membrane. The transcript is spliced from 6 exons. The coding region runs from base 154 to 1137 and encodes 327 amino acids. Gene Ontology annotation, biological process: T cell receptor signaling pathway; regulation of cytokine production. Gene Ontology annotation, molecular function: signaling receptor binding. NCBI's taxonomy places the organism in Eukaryota, Metazoa, Chordata, Actinopteri, Synbranchiformes, Synbranchidae. The record is from RefSeq and is a predicted model, not a curated record.
UGCCUCAGUUCUGACUGAACAUGUCAGCCUCACCCUGCUCGGGGCGUCUCUUCCUCACACUCAGACUGUGGGUGGGUCCAGGGCCAGUUAAAUGCAGCAGACAGCAGCAGGACAAGCAGCUGUGGUGUCAGCACGGACGCGACGGCUGCUCUCAUGGCUGCAGCAACACCUGGGUCACCUCUGGCUUUGUUCACCUGGUCAUGGAUCUUUGCUCUGGCAUCUGGAGACUUGAUAGAAAUCACAUCUAAAUCUGGAGUCAUCGUCACUCUGCCAUGUCAAGCUUCCAACAGCACCACCAUCACAGCUGUAGAGUGGAUCAGACCUGACCUGGAACCAGAAUAUGUCUUGAAGUACCAAGACGGGCAGCUUGAUCUCAACAACCAGCAUCUGUCUUUUAAGGACCGGGUAGAGCUGGAGGACAGUGAGAUGAAGGACGGAGACGUGUCUUUGGUUCUGAGGGAUGUGACGACUGAUGACAGAGGAACAUACGAGUGUCAUAUCACCCUGAGAAGAACAAACGACACAGUGAAAGAGACUGUGGAAACUGAGACCUUCACCAUCAAACUGUAUGUCCUCCCACUCCCAGAAUUCAUCAGAGCUGAACCCGGAGACAACGUCACUCUGGCAUGUCGAGCUCCCAGCUACACCGACAUCAGAGCAGUAGUGUGGAGCAGACCUGACCUGGAGCCAAGAGUUAUCCUGUACCAGAAGAGGAUGUCAGAUCCAGAACACCAGCAUCUGUCUUUUCAGGACCGGGUGGAGCUGGAGGACAAUGAGAUGAAGGACGGAGACGUGUCUUUGGUUCUGAGGAAUGUGACGACUGGUGACAGUGGAACAUAUGAGUGUCGUGUCAUCCCAGAUACAAUAUUUUACAUCAUAGCAGACCAUGAACCCUUCUGCAUCGUCCACCUGAAUUCUAACCCAGAGCCAAAGCUGCCUGUCCUGAGACCCAUUGUCUCCGUUGUGGUGUGGACCCCCUACUUCAUCAGCACUCUGCUCAUGGUGUCUCUGUAUCGAGAGAGGCUCACAGGAAGGAAAGCUGCUGUUACCAUGACAAUGCCCCCACCCAGUGAGGAGGGACUGGACGGACAGCAUGAUGAUGUCUAUGACAACGUCACCACCGAGCAUCAGUUCUGAGACACUGCGCAGUUACCUUGUGUGUUUGUGUGUUAAUGUUGUGCUCAUGUUGUCCUUUGUCUUUGGUGUCUUGUGACGCAUGCUAAAGUGUGGACGCCUGCUGAAUUGGGCCUUAGUGAUGUGUCUCUGCCAACAAUAUGGAGGUGUAGAUGCUGUGGGGUUGUGUAGCAGCUGGUGACCCAGGAAGCACUGCACAGACAGAGGAAACAGUGAGUCGCAGCAGGCGGCCUACACCUAGCAUCAGCAGCUAGCUUAGUAAUUAGCACAUGUAGUGGGCUUAUGUAACCACAGUCGU